GUGAAGAAGGUGGUGAAGAAGGCUCUGGAUUUCCUAUCCUAGUUGCUUUCUUCUUCUUAUUUUGAAUCCUUCUUUGAGGUUUCUUUGUUGGGUGUUGGGUUCCUUUCAUUUAAUCUCCUCACAAGACAGAGCCAUGGGUAGUGCAAGUCUCUGCAACAAAACCAUGGCUCUGUUGUACCUGACCACUUUGAGCCUCUGUUUGGUUUCCACUGUUGCAGAGCUUCAGAGAUUACAACAACUUGCUAAUGGAGAUGGGUCUGCUAGCUUCUUGGUUGUUGGUGAUUGGGGUAGAAAAGGAGCUUAUAACCAAUCUCAUGUUGCUCAUCAGAUGGGAAGGAUUGGGGAAAAGCUAAAUGUGAACUUUGUAGUCUCGACCGGCGAUAAUUUCUACGAUAAUGGCCUGAUCGGCGUCGAUGAUCCGGCAUUUGAGGAGUCAUUCACCAAAAUCUAUACUGCUAAGAGCUUACAGAAGCCGUGGUACAGUGUUUUGGGUAACCAUGAUUACAGAGGAGAUGUAAAAGCACAAAUAAGCCCUGUGCUUAGGAAGAUUGAUAGUAGAUGGGUUUGCUUGAGGUCCUUCCUUGUUAAUGCUGAAGUUGCAGAAUUGUUCUUCAUCGACACGAAUCCUUUCGUCGAUAUGUACUUCACUGAUCCGAAAGAACAUACAUAUGAUUGGAGAGGAGUGCUUCCUAGCAGAGAGAAUCACAUUGCUAAUGCUCUUAAGGAAUUGGAUUUGGCAUUGAUGGAGUCACCGGCGAAGUGGAAGAUCGUCAUUGGUCAUCACGCCAUCAGAAGUGUCGGACAUCAUGGAGACACAGAGGAACUUGUAAACCAACUUCUUCCAAUCCUCAAGGCUAAUAAUGUGGAUCUCUACAUAAAUGGGCAUGAUCAUUGCUUGGAACACAUCAGUAGUAAUGACAGUCCAAUACAGUACUUGACUAGUGGGGCAGGUUCUAAGGCAUGGAGAGGUGAUGUUAAAGAAUUGAACAGGGAUGGAGUGAAAUUCUUCUAUGAUGGGCAAGGGUUCAUGUCUGUGGAAUUGACUCAAACAGAUGCUAAUUUUGUGUUCUACGAUGUUUCUGGCGAGGUUCUGCACAGAUUUAAUUUGUUGAAACCGCUUUAUGCUGACAUGUAGAGUAUUUAGUGACCCAAAAGUGGAGCCCUCCAAUGGACCAAUAGUGGUCCAUGUUUUGUUUUUUUUAACCAUAGUGGUCCCUGUACUGAGCUCUUUAAUAUUGUUUAAGGCAUUAAUGGUGCCAAUCAACAUAAAAAAAAAAAAAAGAAAAAGAAAAAAGAGCUAGUUUCAUUCCAUUUCA
Molecule: messenger RNA, 1316 nt
Organism: Macadamia integrifolia
Lineage: Eukaryota; Viridiplantae; Streptophyta; Magnoliopsida; Proteales; Proteaceae
Product: purple acid phosphatase 3-like
Exons: 7
Coding region: 134-1135 (333 amino acids)
Molecular function (GO): ferrous iron binding; acid phosphatase activity; ferric iron binding
Source: RefSeq, a predicted model, not a curated record